Messenger RNA from Tricharina praecox, 839 nucleotides. RefSeq lists its product as uncharacterized. Lineage: Eukaryota; Fungi; Ascomycota; Pezizomycetes; Pezizales; Pyronemataceae. The record is from RefSeq and is a predicted model, not a curated record. The coding region runs from base 84 to 803 and encodes 239 amino acids. The transcript is spliced from 3 exons.
UUGUUCACCCGCAAGUGGUCGUUCGAGGCUCUUACUUCGCAAUCCACUCCCGUGGCUUCGGACAUGAGAGUCCGCCAGAUGUCAUGGCCGUGAAUCUUUUGCAUGGCAGAUGCCGAAAGCUGCUUGAUGAACCUGCGGCUCGCAUAAAAAAGGCAUUGAAUGGGAGUCAGGUAUCCGGCGGGCAUAUAUGGGUGCCUCUACUCUAUCUCCAGAGUAUCAUCAGGUAUUGGAACAACGUCUUGAACAGCUUUAAUGCUGAGCUGAUUGUUGAAGAGCGCACUCUUCUGCAGGAGCGCACUAUUCUGCAGCGGAACAAUAAUUAUGCAUACACAUCCGAUUAUUCUCACAUCCGUGACAACCACACCGCAACCAUCAGCCUCAUUGCCGCUCAUCUCUACUGGUAUCGAUCGCAACUUGCAUCACUGGAAGAUAUCGUCUCCGAUAUAACUGCUCGUCAAAAAGUGUCAAUGGUUGGCCUUGAAGCCCAGUCGUUAAAAAUUGUGCUGGAACAGGUGGCUUCCAACCUGAAAUUAGCAACAGCUUUUCGAGAUACGUUAGAGUGCAAAGCUCAGAAUAUCCUCGCCUUGCUAGACAGAGAAAUGCAAUCGGACAGAGACCAUCAGAUGCAGUUGUACGCCAUGGAAACCCAGGCGAGAGAGGCGUGCAGAGCCGCUGAGGCAUCCGAGGAAUCACAGGUUUUAGCCCGCGCAAUGAAAGAAGACAGUGUAGCCAUGAAGACUGUGAGAAUUCGGAUCGGAGUCAUCACACCUUCGUCCUUGUACCAUGUUAAAGAUCGCUGCUGACCUGUUUUCUCGCGCAGAUCGCGCUACUGUCGGUGU